AUGGUACUUCGGAUCUCUCCAGUAAAAUCAUUAAUUUUGGUUGCUUUUGUAUUAUCGGUUUUCGGAAUAUUAAGCAAUUAUAGUGAUUAUUACACGCUCAAAAACUAUUCUGUUCACCGAGAGAAAGAUGAACAUUUCAGAAAACAUAAUAAUUCGCAAUUGAAAGAUACGCCUGCAAGCAACAAAGGCAAAGAAGAAGAACAAAACAAAGUUGAAACUUUAAUGAAAAAGGAACUUCUUGAUGAAAAUUCCUUGCUGUUUCAUCCUUUUGACAAUGCUUGCCAAUUUCCCAUAGUGAACAUUUACGCAGAAGAUAUAAAAGUUUGGCGUUAUUCUGAGCGUUUGAGAACGAUGAAAUGUACAGCAGAUAAGCCAUUGGCUUCACAGGAUAUUGAAGGGUAUUUGUACAUACAUCCACAUUUGGCAAACUACCCCAACAAAACUGAAGAUAAUGAAUGCUAUAUCGACAUUAUUGAGGGAGGCUUACGGGAUCCAAUCACGAAUAAAGGAAAAAAUGACUAUCGAGUGGUUAAAUCUUUCAAUGCUGCUCCUAAUAAGCGUAUCCUGGUUAACGCAAAUGCUUUUGUUGUUAGAUGUCGGAACAAGACAUCUAAUGAAAUGGUGUGGAGAAAACCCUUCCCUGGAAUAUAUAGCGAUGAGUUCCAGAAAAAUACAAUACGAGAAGUCUCCGAUCUAUACUCUUAUGAUAAUUACGCAGUAGAAUCACGCGUCUCAUUAUACAAAAAAAAAACUGUUCAACCACUUCGGUACUCUGUUGAUGGAUUAGGUUUUGACUCAACUUCGCGUUCAAUGUUUUACCGUCAACUACCACGUACAGUAGAAACUAUGAAAAGAAUAGGAUAUCAUGUUCUUUACGGUUACACUAAGGUUGGAGAUAAUUCGAUGGUUAACUUGGCACCAAUCUUUGUUGGAGAUGUCCCAGAAGCAUUAGCGGAGAAUAAAUUGGAUGCCAGUGGAGAUAUAAACGCAGAAUGGAUUUUGCCAACCAAAAAAAAAUUAGAUCCAACUAACUUGCGGUUUUUAUGGCAACAUAUGAAAGAGAAGUAUGGCUGUAAGACCAUGUUCAAUGAAGAUAUUUCUACAAAUUUUUUUGGCCUCUUCACUUAUCCUAGAGAAGAGUUCCUACCCGGGUUCAUCAGAGCACCAGCUGACCACUAUUUCCGAGCUUAUUAUCUUGCUGUUUAUGAGAACUGGCGCUAUGGUCCUUGCCGCAAUGGUGAACAAGUUCAAAAAGAGUUUGUAGAUUUAUGGCAACGAUUCGCUCACCAGCACAAAGAUAUUUGUCAUUUUGCAUUUACUUUUAUUACAACACUCACACAUGAAGACGGAAUGUUGUUGGAACUUCUCGACGAGCACAUUUCUGCUAGAUUAGAACGCUUACACGAUACAGGUGCUUUGGACAACACAUUAUCCCUCAUUUUGGGGGACCAUGGCAAUCGUAUCGGUUUAGUACAGUACUCUUACACGGGGCGUAUAGAAGAGCGGAUGCCUCUGAUGGCCAUACGUUUGCCGAGUUCGUUCCGUAGACGUUUUCCAGAACAAUAUGCAAAUUUUCUUGCAAACAAGUACAAGUUAACAAGCAAUUUCGAUAUACAUCAAACUCUCACUGAUAUAGUUGAAAUGAAUUUUGAAAUCGGCAGAACUAGGAAUGGACGUGGAAUUUCACUCUUUGAUAAAAUAUCAGCAAAUCGCACAUGCUUUGAAGCUAGUAUUCCUGAGAACUUUUGUACAUGUCAACAAAAUGUCAAAAAUGUUACAAAUCCAGUUAACAAGUUAAGAAUGAAACCUGCUGUUCAUAUACGAGCGAAUGCGCUAGCCAGCGCAAAGCAAUGGAUACUAGAGAAAAAACUCACAAAUUGCAUGGAUCCAGGGAAACUUAAGAUACAUAAUGAAUAUGAUACUCUUGCUAUCAAUAAGUUUGCUAGACAUGGCUUACGGAAUAAAGCGAAUCUAACAAGAAACGCUGAGAUCAUGAGCAUGCCAGACAAAUAUGACUUUCUGAACCAUCACGUGCAUAUAACUGGGCUAAUCGAGAAUAGAUACAAAACUGAAUUGUUGUUUCGAAUAGACAACUAUCUCCAUACUGAUGACUUCCGAGUUGCGUUUGAGCCCGCAGUGGAACAUUACGAAGGUCCUGCUCAUUGCUCCGAUAAACGAUCUCUCAUUGAUCUCUGUAGUUGUCUCUUUAAAUAUGAUAGUUCUGGUAACACUGUGAGUCCUUAUCCAAACAUUUAA
This is a messenger RNA of Auanema sp. JU1783, 2256 nucleotides long. Lineage: Eukaryota; Metazoa; Nematoda; Chromadorea; Rhabditida; Rhabditidae. The record is from the annotation of a GenBank genome assembly.